AUGAAUUUCGUUGCUUGUAUCAUAUGGAUUACCUUAUUGUUAUCCCUUGUUUAAUGUGAGCAAUGUAGUCCUCUAUGCCAAACUUGUAUCACUUUUGGAAAUAAUAUUGUUUGUUCAAGUUGUAUUCCAGAUUUUUAAAGAAUACUUCGACAAGUUGAAUGCAUAUGUUAGGAAGGAUAUUAUGAUGAUUCCCCUAAUCCAAAAUGUCUACCAAUAUGUGGAGAUGGAAUGAUUGUUGAUGGCGAAGAUUGUGAUGAUGGAAACUUUGAUCCUUUUGAUGGUUGCUAUUAAUGCAAAUUUGGCUGUUAAGAUAGUUGCUAAGAUUGUUAAAAUGGGUGGUGUUAUGAAUGCAAAACAAAUUAUAUAUUGGAUGCUAGUAUAAAUAUAUGUGAAAUAAGUUGCCUUGAUUAUUUGAUGAUUGGGAAUCAAUUAUGCUAAAAUUAAGAUUGUUUUGAUCAUUGUAUAUUAUGCGAAAAUGGAAUAUGUAAGGAAUGUGAUGAAAAAAAUGGAUGGUAUUUGAUUGGAAUAAAAUGUGAACCUAAAUGUGGAGAUGGGAUUAUUGUUUAAGGUCAAGAAUAGUGUGAUGAUAAAAAUAAAAAUCCAUUUGUAAAUUGUGAUUAAUGUCAAUUAAUUUGUUCAGAAUAUUGUGAUUUAUGUUAGAAUGGAUUAUGUCUUGAAUGCAAGUUUGGAUUUAAAUUGAUUUCCAAAAUUAAUAAAUGUAUCCCUUAUUGUGAUUAUAAUAUCAUUAUCCUUAAUGAUGAAUGCGUAGAUAUUUAGACAAAUAGGUUAAUUCAUUUAAAUUAUAAUUGUAAUAUUGAUUGUGCAUAAUGUGUCAAUGAAAUUUUGUGUAUAAAAUGUCAAAUUGGAUUUACAUUAAUUAAUAAUUAAUGUAGAGAAAUAUGCAGUAUAUAAGUUAACAAGGAGGAGUACAAAAAUGAUAUAGAGUUAAUUUAUCUAAAAUGUUAAUCUUCCGACUUCAUAUGCAAUUUUGGAUGCUUAUCUUGUUCAAAAGGACGUUGUGAAUUAUGUGAUAUAGGAUAUCAUUUAGAAAACCAUUAAUGCUCAACUAUAUGUGGAGAUAGUGUUAUUGUUGGUGAAGAACAAUGCGAUGAUGGUAACUAGAUUCAAUUUGAUGGCUGUUAUAAUUGCUUAUAUUAAUGUUAAUAGGAAUGCUUAAAUUGUCUUUUUGGGAAAUGUAUUGAAUGUCAAAUUGGUUAUGAGAAUAUUGAAUUUAGUUGCAGUGAAUCAUGUAAUAAUUCUAUUAUUACAUUUAAUGAAUUUUGUGAUGACGGUAAUUUAGAACCAUUUGAUGGAUGUUUUAAUUGUAAUUAUUCUUGUGAUCAAUUAUGUGAGAUAUGCAGUUAAGGAAUUUGCUCUAAAUGUUUCGAUUAAGGGUGGGAAAUUAAUUUAUCAAAUAACAAAUGUAUAACUAUAUGUGGAGAUUAAAUUGUUGCUGGAGAUGAGUAAUGUGAUGAUGGAAAUGAUCUUAAAAAUGAUGGGUGUUAUGAGUGUUAUCAUGAGUGUUAAAAGGAAUGUCUGAAAUGUUCAAAAGGCAUUUGUUAUGAAUGUAUUGGUCCUAAUUGGAAAUUGAAAAAUAAUUUAUGUUAAUGUGAAACAUGCUAAAAUUUAUGCUAAAAUGAAUGUUCAUAGUGCAUUUAAGGAGUAUGCUAUAAGUGCAAGUCUCCAGGAUGGGUCUUAGAUAACGAUAGUUUAUGUAUUUAAGAAUGUGGUGAACUAUGUAAUUAGAAUAUUUGUGGAGAUGGAAUAUUGAAUCCUUAAUUUGAGGAAUGUGACGAUGGAAAUAAUGAAAUAAGAGAUGGGUGUGAUAAAUGCCUUUUAGAAAAAGGGUUCUAUUGUAAUCACGAUUAGAAUUUGAUAUCUUAAGGGUGUUCUCGAUGUAAGGAUUUGAAUUGUCUUUAAUGUAAUUUAAUGGAUGAAUAAUAAAUUUGUUUCGAAUGUCAAUCAGGUUAUUUUAUAGACUAAUUUCAGGAAUGCUCCUAAUGUGAUCUCAUUUGUGUUGAAUGUACUCAAAAUUUCAAAAAUUGUACUACUUUUAAUUCUCAAUUUCAAAAUUAAUAAAAUUAACAUUAAUGCAAUUUCAUUUUAGGAAUCUUUAAUGAUUUUGAUAUUUAUGAAUGUAUUUCAAAAUGCGGAAAUGGAGUUUUAGAUGUGCAUGAAUAAUGUGAUGAUAGUAAUAGAGAUAUUUUAGAUGGAUGUAAUGAAUUUUGUCAAUUAGAAGAAGGGUAUAUAUUCAAUUUUGCUACUCAUUCCUUGUAAGCUGAACCAUAUAUAAAAGUAGAGAAAAAAUUAUCCAGUAAUAAUUAUUAUUCACUUUUCAUAAACUAGAAUUAAGAAUCACUUAAUUUAUCUAGUUUAGUUGUUGAUAUUGAGGGAUUUUCAAAUUUAGAUUACAAUUAUAGUGUGAUUGAAAACAAUAGUGAAUUAGACUUGAGAUUUUUCUUUAUUAAAACUAUAGAACCUAAUAAUUUAAUACAUAUUUCAAUAUCGUAUAGAAAAUACUAUAAAAUAAGAGAAUUAGAUGAAACAUUUAUAAAAGAAAUAAUAGUAGUUCCUUAAAGGUAAGUAUAUGUCAGUGAAGAACAAAGACUUUAAGGAGAGAAUAUGGCAUAAGGAUAUUAAACUUUAUUUUCGCUUUAAAUAUAUUUAGCACCUCUAGCAAUAAUAUUUGGAGGAUUUUAAUUGUUUUUGGCUAUUCUUGAUAUAAUGAGUUGGAUGAAUAACUUUUAUUUUUUAAAUGUAAAUUAUCCAUAGAAUGUUAGGAUGCUUUUUUUAUAGGCCGAAUGGAGUAAUAUCAUCAAUAUUCCAACUUUGAAAUUAUUAAAUAAACCAAAUGAUGAUUACUAUUUCUUAGCUCCCAUAAAAUUUGUGGAAAAAGAAAUAGAUCCUUUAUUAUUUAACAAUAUAUAAACUCCAAUCAUAUUUGCUUUCCAAGUGUUAUUUACUUAUCUCUUGAGCUUGAUAGUUAUUAAAUUAGCUUAGCUAAAUUACCGAAAAAAUAGAAAAUAAUAGACCAAGUUUUCUAUCUUUUAAUUAGGAGAUAGCGUAAAACCUGAAAAAUCUAGGAUUUCUGAAGUAUAAUAUGACUUCGAGAUACCUAAAUGGUUUUAAUCUUCUUUAUAAAGGUGCUUUUACUUAAAAUGUAAUCUAAAGUCUAAUUUAAUAAGAUCCAUUUCUUUAAGUUAUUUAGAUAUUACUUUAGCAGUGAUGCUCUAAAUCACUAAUUAAUAAACUGCUAAUAACUUCAUCGUUAAAAUUAAUGUGAUUGCUGCUUAUGGAUUUCUCAUAUUUCUUUUUUAUCUUAUAUUUAUCUCAUAUCAAAUAUCUUAAGCACAUUUAGCAAAAUUAGAGAAUAAACAGUUUUUUUCAAGGUAUUGUUGUUUUUAUGAAGAAAUGAAAACUGAAUCCUCGACUGCAAUGAAAUACUCAUUUAUAAACUUAAUACGGAAAACUAUGUUUAUUGUUUCUACUGUUACUUUAUAUUCCUAUCCAAUCUUUUAGACAUUAUUAUGCUUUCUAUCAUCUUUUUUAAAUCUACUAUUAUUGAUGGCAAAUAACCCUUUUAAAAGCAAAAAAUAAUAUAUCCUAAAUUUCGUUCCUGAUUUUUGCAUUUUUAUAAUCGUUGGUUGCUCAAUUAUUUUUGCAUUUUAAGACAGGUUUAAAAUAGUAAAAGAUGAAUCAAUUUAUUAAAUGGGAUGGAUAGUUGGAGUAAGUAUCUAUUUAUCAAUUGGUUUGUAACUUAUACUCUUGAUAUAAGAAAUAUUGUUUUCAUUUUGGAAAAAGCUGAAAUCAUUAAGUGAGUAUCUCAAAAAAAAAUGCACAAAGAAAUAAUGA
Molecule: messenger RNA, 3852 nt
Organism: Paramecium octaurelia
Lineage: Eukaryota; Ciliophora; Oligohymenophorea; Peniculida; Parameciidae
Source: the annotation of a GenBank genome assembly